AUGCCAAACACAAUCAGCUCGACCACCAGACCAUUAGUACCGCCCAACUCAUGGUAUACCGGUACAGUCAUCGGCGACCGCCGCAUGACCUCGUGCCGCGCAACAUGGAGCACAUGGACACCUCGACCGCAUGUCAACAGUGACCUUGGCGCCUUCAAGGGCCUCAUGCUCCCCACGAUCGAGGUCAUAAUCGACAAUUUUGUCCUGCCAGACUCGGAGACCUGCGUCUUCGGUGCCGUGCUCUUCUCAGCCACGCCCAGACCUAGUUCCGGCGGGGUCUAUCUGCAGCCUAGACUAUGCAGCAGACCCGUGGCAGUCUCCGAAGCCGAACCUCGACACGUAGAGCGGAGCUCAACCAGAAAGACGAUGACGAUCCUCAUUGAUGGUUUAACACCGACAGAUGGCGUAGAGGGCGGUGUGGUGCUGGGAAUUUGGAAGGUGGCAAGCGAAGCAAGCGCUACUCCGGUGGGCUGGUAUGUGCCUAUGCCGAUCGGCGUCAUCGACAUGAAGACCAUCCACAUCCCUAAUCCUUUCAUCAUUGACCAUCCACUACCUCCCGGCACAAAUGCCGCAGCACGAUCGCGCCGCCUUGGAUAUCAUGAUGGCCGCGGCAGCGUCGACCUCGAGUCCGAGUGGAUCUGUGGUGCGCGGCUCCGCUGCGGGCAACUCUACGAGGAGUAG
Molecule: messenger RNA, 681 nt
Organism: Microdochium trichocladiopsis
Lineage: Eukaryota; Fungi; Ascomycota; Sordariomycetes; Xylariales; Microdochiaceae
Exons: 2
Coding region: 1-681 (226 amino acids)
Source: RefSeq, a predicted model, not a curated record